Lasiosphaeria miniovina is the source of this 249-nucleotide messenger RNA. RefSeq names its product ribosomal protein L38e. Gene Ontology annotation, molecular function: structural constituent of ribosome. Bases 1 to 249 code for a protein of 82 amino acids. Lineage: Eukaryota; Fungi; Ascomycota; Sordariomycetes; Sordariales; Lasiosphaeriaceae. The record is from RefSeq and is a predicted model, not a curated record. Gene Ontology annotation, cellular component: ribosome; cytosolic large ribosomal subunit. The transcript is spliced from 4 exons. Gene Ontology annotation, biological process: translation; protein-RNA complex assembly.
AUGCCUCAAGAAAUCGCCGACAUCAAGAAGUUCAUCGAGAUCUGCAGGCGGAAGGACGCAUCUUCUGCCCGGAUCAAGAAGAACAAGAACACCCAGCAGAUCAAGUUUAAGGUCCGCUGCCAGAGACACCUGUACACUCUGGUGCUCAAGGACUCUGAGAAGGCCGAGAAGCUGAAACAGAGCCUUCCCCCCAUCCUGAAAAUCAAGGACGUCCCCAAGAAGAACAAGUCCAAUAAGGCUUCGUCAUAA